GCGUUCUUCGCCUCCGGGACCUCUGUGGGCUUCCCGCUCAUGUCGACCGCGGGCGUGCGCGACGUCAAGGACGUGCGCGUACCCGACGACGCGUUCGCCGCGUUCCUGCGGCGCUUGCCGGUCGUCCCCGCCGAGACGCUCGCGGAGGCGCGCGCCAUGGUGGAUGCGCUGCAGGCGCGCCGGAUGCUGCGCGACAUCGCGUUCGAUGACGUGCUCGGCGAGCUGCGGCAGCGCCCGCUCGGCGAGACGGAGGCGGCAGCGUGCCUAAGGUGGUGGGUGACUGUGCACCGCUCCGGCGCGGGCAACGAGCGCGUGCGGCGAGAGCUGCUUGACGCGGCGGUCGUGGCGGCGGAGGGCGACGGGGGGCGCGUCGUGCAGCUCGCGGCGGUGCAGACGUUCUUGAACCCAAGGGCGACGGGCGCGGUGAUACCCGCCGACGGGCCGCUGCCGGCGCACCUCCUCCCGUUGGGCGUGAGCAAGGGUCUCGAGCUGGACAUGCUCGUCGCGGUGUUUGGGUGGCGCGAGCUGACGGUGCUGGAUUGGGUGAAACAUAUCGUGAGCCCCGCGGUAAGGGAAGGGAAUGUCGAGCAUGAUGUGACGCGCUCAGCGGCAUGGGCGGAGCGCGUGCUCGUGGGGGUGUCGAGGCAGUGGUCGUCGUUGGCACACGACGUGCAGACGGAGAUUGUGGGGCUUCUGAGGGAGCUGGCGUGCGUGCCGACGACGGGCGGGCUGAGGCGCCCAGAGCUGGCGUAUUUUGCGAAUGUGAAUUUGUUCAAGGAUCUCCCGACCGUUGCGUUCCCGUCUGGGACGCCGGUGAGGGGGCAGCUGGAGAGGUUCCUUGCGGCUCUGGGGGUGCGGAAGCAUGUUGACUUGCAGGUUGUGUUUGAUCGGAUGAUCAAGACAGGUGAUUGGACAAUAGCGGACCUGAUGAAAUAUCUGGUGUCUGUGCAAUCCACGCUCACGCCCGAAGAGUUCGCCCGGUUGAAGAACACUGCCGCUUUUCCUCGGGAGAACACCCCAGGCGAGGACGCAGAGAAGAACAAGACUGUUCGCUACAAGGCUUCGACUCUGUACGAGCCCUUGGAUGUCUUCCGCCAGCUGAAGCUCCCGAUAUUGGACUGGGGCGCAAACGUCAAGUGGCGUGGCUCCUCGGAGGAAGCCAAGCUUCUGUACCGUCUUGGUCUUUUGAGAUUUCCGCCUUUGGAAGUCAUCAUCAAUCUCGCGGCUAGCACGGAUGUGAACGUCCGCAAAGAGGCUAUGCAAUACUUCAUGCAGAACUUCUCUACACGGUAUUCAGAUUAUGACCCGGGUCAAUUCGGAGAUAAGGCGUUCAUACCUACGAGAGAUGGAAAGCUUGCAAAGCCCAGCGAAGUGUUCGCGAAUGCCGAGUGGGAGAAGCUUGGUUAUUGGAUCGUAGACGAUAGUCUGCGUGCGGACGCACUGACAAAGCUGAAAAUACCCGAGCACCCACACCCGUCUGCUCUGGUUUCGCUGCUUCAGCGGAAGCCACCACAGACAGAGGCGAUAGCCAGUGAAUGGUUCGCCGUCUUAGCAAGCCGGAUUACAGCCUUCUCGGCCGCUCAGCUGAAGACCUUGUCCCAAAUGCCGAUCGUGCCAACCCGACAUAACGUGGGCGAUAAGUCCACUAUACGCAUGCUGCCUCCCAGUCAAUGUUAUUUCGCCGGUGACUCGGACGGCCAAGUACACUCCAAAUUAUUCGUGUACGUCAAUUUUGGACCUCAGGCGAACAGCUUCCUCAUGGCAUGCGGGGCGAAGAACAAACCUUCGGUUGAUGAGAUCGCUCAGAUGAUGCUUGGAGAUCCCCGCCGCUUCUACAGCGAAGUCGGCGGCCGGCCAAACUUCUUGAUCGAGUUGCGCAACCUUGCUGCGAACCGGCGAGCUAUUGCACCCGUCACGUUCACCCGGAUGAAGAGAUCACCUAUCCUCUUGGGCUCACGCAGAGUCAAGAGGGCAUCUGCUAAAGCUCAGGAAGGAUCCAGUAAUCCUGAUUUGGAUGACGAUGACUGGGAGUACGAGUAUGAUUUGCGAAAGCCGGAGCAGAUUAUCGUAGCGGAUGAAAUCAACUCAUACCGACUCUUCGGCGAGUCCAUAUUCACCGCUCCACAGGAAGACCUCCUGGAAGAAUUUUACCUCGACCUCGGAUGUCCACGUCUGAGUCGCCUCGUACGAGAAGACUAUAAGACGCGAGGCGAGAUACACGGAUCCAAAAUGGCGGCAGAAACUCGGGCACGGGUACUCGAACGACUUCCCCUGUUCCUUCAUGAGCAUAGACAUGAGACAUUACGUAUCACCUACAACUGGCUCAACUCGGAUAACAAUUUCAUAGUGAGGACAUUUGGCAAGCUCGUCGUGACGAAGUCGAUGAAGUAUGACAAUAAACUCCUCUCCCAAGAACGUGAAGCUUCUGCUGCUGUGAAGCGUGACGGGAAUGGCCCAAUACAACUGUGGUUAGCUGGAAACACUCAAGUUGAUAUGUACGAAGUCGCAACGUCCUUAUGUCAUCAUAUCUUCAAAAAUCCUCGAAACAACGAUGCAUUGCUGUUCAUGACGAUCCUCUCCACUGAUUUGAAGUCUCUCCGGAGGCGGGGAUAUAAUGUGGACAGGAUUUUGCGACAACAGCAGGCGGAACGUGAAGCCGCCUAUAACGCCGCUAGGGAACGGAUGGCGGUCGAAACGGCUUUGGUGUCAGACUCGCUGCCCACCGCAUCUGGAGGCUUGCCUGCAUCGGAGUCGCAGAUACGCGACGAGCCUGACGGCUCAUCCAGCCCUGCAACCGACUUGACAUUGGCUAAUUCCCCCACACCGGAGCCCACAGUGCAGGAUUCGAUACGGGAUCAACACCCCCAUCAGAAGGCUCUGUCGAAUGCCCAUAAUACUCUACAGAAUUUCAUGAGAAAGUUGAAUCCACGGCCUCAGCCGAUGGCAUCUGCACCAGGAGGCUCGACAGGGCUUCAAACGAAGUCGCCUUCUUCCCAUGUCACACCUCUUAGCAAUAUCACGUCGAAUAUUGAGACGGCAGUCAAAGCCUGCAGAGAAGAGAAGAGUGAUUUAUUGAACAACAGAAGGCAGAUGCAGACCGUGAAAGAGAGUCUCGACGAAGGUUAUUGCGACAUCUCAGGGUAUUCUCGCGACCUAAGCCGGGUGGGCGACAUGGGCGGUAUACCGGUUUUCGUCUCCCCAGAUGUGUUAGAGCGCUACCGAAGCCAGGGUCAGAAGGACCCUAAACGAGGAUUCAUGGAAGACAAACAUGACGCCUUAGCGAGGUUUAUUCAUGUCAUGCAGGCGCUGCGAGAGGUGUAUAAGCUUCCAGCCAAGAGUCUACAUGUGUUCUGUGACUUGGGCGGAGAGCUCAUCGCCUUCAAUCGUGAGGGCAGCCUCUAUUUGAAUCUCCGAUAUUAUGAGGCUUGGCAUGACGAGGAAGUCCGGAACGGUGACAUGUCAAAGGCAUUUAUAUCUUGGUACUUCACUCUGGCACACGAGAUUGCGCAUAAUCUCGUGCACCCACAUAAUUCCGAGCACGAGUUCUACUUUUCAGCUAUCUGCGAACAAUACCUGGUUCCUUUUGCUCAGAUGCUAUCUUGAUGGACUAUUUUACUCUUGGACACGGACUUGUAUCUUACUGCACCGGACACCAAUGUGUAUUCUAUCCCUUCCUGCACAUAUCUACCGUUAGCAGUCAGUAAUGGAACCAUCUUUUUACUGGC
This is a messenger RNA of Gloeophyllum trabeum ATCC 11539, 3725 nucleotides long. RefSeq lists its product as uncharacterized. Lineage: Eukaryota; Fungi; Basidiomycota; Agaricomycetes; Gloeophyllales; Gloeophyllaceae. The coding region runs from base 40 to 3603 and encodes 1187 amino acids. The record is from RefSeq and is a predicted model, not a curated record. The transcript has 14 exons.